Ananas comosus (pineapple) is the source of this 1387-nucleotide messenger RNA. RefSeq names its product IMPACT family member in pol 5'region. Gene Ontology annotation, biological process: regulation of translational initiation. The transcript has 6 exons. The record is from RefSeq and is a predicted model, not a curated record. Bases 372 to 995 code for a protein of 207 amino acids. Lineage: Eukaryota; Viridiplantae; Streptophyta; Magnoliopsida; Poales; Bromeliaceae. Gene Ontology annotation, cellular component: cytoplasm.
CUGGCUAAACUAAAUUAUGAUAUUAAGUUAGUUAAAAAUAAUAAUAAUGGAAUAAACUUGUUGUCUUUGAGCUCAGUGCUGUGAAAAUUUUUCUACAUAGUAAACAAACAAUCCUUUAAUUACGAUUUCCGAGACUCUUACAUGAACGGUCAUUAAGAGGAACGCGGAACUAUGGGCCACUUACUGUGUGAGUGCACGCAAGCGUUGUCACCACGCUUGGGCCGUUACUAGGCCCAUAAUUGGGAACGCGAUGGGUAAAUGGGCCGAGCCACUUGAUAGUGUCGGAUCGCACGCGACCCGCACGCACCUCUGCCCGCAAUUUUCCACUGCGACAGGGUCACGACGUAGCAUGUAGCGACCCACCAACCCGGAUGGCGGUGCGCGUACCGCCUCGAUUGUGCUCCGCUUCGCUGCUCCUCUCCGCCUCGAGAUCCGAGACCAGCGCGGCCUUGCCCGCCGUCCGAUCGAUGUCGCCGUCGCCGUACACGACGCUGCGGGAGCGCGCGUCGUGCGAGCGCGAGAUAAAGCGCAGCAGAUUCAUCGCCAUCGCCGCCCCUGUCUCCGACGAGCGCUCCGCCCACUCCUUCCUCGCCGAGGUCAGGGAUCCCCGUGCUACCCAUAAUUGUUGGGCCUACAAGCUUGGAGAACAAUUUCGUUGCAACGAUGACGGCGAGCCUUCAGGUACAGCUGGAAAGCCAAUUUAUUCUGCCAUCGUUUCCUCUGGAAUUGAUAUGGUGAUGGUGGUAGUGAUCAGAUAUUUUGGAGGAAUAAAACUGGGGACUGGAGGACUAGUCAGGGCUUAUGGAGGUGUUGCUUCAGAAUGCCUGAAAGGUGCCUCAACUUGUAUUGUAAAACCCAAGGCUCCACUUGGUAUGGAGGUACCAUUUGAUUUGCUGGGAACAGUAUACCACCAGAACUGGAUGCUUUAUCACAGCUACAAUCUUUUCAAGUUGAGGACAUCAAACAGGACUAUGAUACUGGUAAAGAUGGUGUAACUAUGGUAACAUUUAGAGUCGACUAUGACAAAAUUGAGAGCUUGGAGGACACAAUUAACUCAACUUGCAGCCGCAAAAUACAAUUUUACAAACAUUAGCUGAGAUUGUAGUGACUGUGCUUUAUAUUACAUUAUUUAAGUGGCUAGCACUUUGUAGUUCAUUGUUGAUGUGCAUCUUAAAGCAUGUGUCUGUAUUUUUUUUUUUCCUCAUUAUCUUCAGUAAGAAUGUAUAUAAACUUAUAGGUCACAGAUAAGUAAGUGUUUUACGUUCUAAUUGAAAUAGGUUAUCUGCCACUGUAAUAGGAAGAAAUGAAUUGCUCACUCUUUGAGUUCUACUUUCAUAUCCUGAAUGAAUAUCUCAAUUAUUAUCAGAGAUAGCCAUAUUGGUUUCAA